Messenger RNA from Suillus plorans, 990 nucleotides. RefSeq lists its product as uncharacterized. The coding region runs from base 1 to 990 and encodes 329 amino acids. Lineage: Eukaryota; Fungi; Basidiomycota; Agaricomycetes; Boletales; Suillaceae. The transcript has 8 exons. The record is from RefSeq and is a predicted model, not a curated record.
AUGGCCAGUCUAUCUAAAGAGCAGCUGAAGGAAGCUCAGAACACUGCCGACUUUGUAAAGAAGAAAGCACCUGGUAUGAUGAAGGAUCUGGCGAAUAAGUUAUGGAAGCAGGCCGGUAUAAGGAUAUUCAUAUUAUCAGCAUGGAAAACAGAGGAAGGUGAAGUGAGGAUCAAUGUAUACAAAGGACUACAAGCCCAGUGGAAUGCCUAUGCUGGAGAAGAGUUCAAUGUUGACCUGAAUAAUGAUGACAACAACAAUGAGUGGGAGGUGAAGAAGAGCAGAAAGAAAGGGGGAAAGAAGGACAAUUAUCCUUUGGAGGUGGAUAGCUAUGGGCUUCCAGUUAUACCGGACAUUGAAGAUCUCAGCCUAGAGAACAGCAGGAUGAGUUCUAGCUCAGAUGAAGCCCAAGGUAUCCUCCGACAAGCUUGGCUUCUGACAGUGUUCCGCUGUGUCAACAAUGACAAGACGAUGAAAGAACCAGUAGAUACAAUCUCAGGCGACAAUUCAGAUACCAGACCCAGAGUACCAGUCAAAAAGUCAACCAGAAAGCCCUGCAGGAGGGUGAGACAGGAGUCAAGUGGGGAGGAUGAGUGUGAUGAUGAUGAUGAGGGAGAGAAAGACAAGGAACACAAGGAAGAAGAUGAGAAAGGCAAUGAGGAACACAUUGUCUGCUCACCUCCUUCAAAGUCCAAACCCUCCAAAAAGCAAGAUAGGGCUAGCACAGUUCAAUCUGAAUUGCAACAGGAAGAUCCUCGCCCACCAGUCAAGAAUUCCAUGCUGGUUGCAUCACCACUUUUAAAGUCCAAAUCAACCAAGAAAUGGUCAGAAGACAAUACUGGUACCAGUUCUGCUCAAUCAACUGGUAAUCAUCUUGGUGAUACUGUGCUGCCUUCGCACCAUGUGUCUAAAAAUCGUGCAUUUGGUCCUACAUCAGGUGUCCACACCACCUAUCCCAGCAAAGGCCACUGGCAGGAAAACCAAAGGACAUGA